Kwoniella botswanensis is the source of this 3354-nucleotide messenger RNA. RefSeq names its product leucine-tRNA ligase. Lineage: Eukaryota; Fungi; Basidiomycota; Tremellomycetes; Tremellales; Cryptococcaceae. The transcript has 10 exons. Gene Ontology annotation, molecular function: leucine-tRNA ligase activity; ATP binding; aminoacyl-tRNA deacylase activity. The record is from RefSeq and is a predicted model, not a curated record. Gene Ontology annotation, biological process: leucyl-tRNA aminoacylation. Bases 1 to 3354 code for a protein of 1117 amino acids.
AUGGCGGCUACCAUCAACCAGGAUGCCAAAGCUGGCUCAGUAGUGGUCAUGGAGAAGACCGAUAAAAGAGACUAUCUUAUCGCUUUAGAAUCUUCAGCUCAAGAAUCAUGGAAGACCGCUCAAUCGUUCGAAGCCAAUCCACCGCCUUUACCUGAAGGUAUCAAAUCGUAUCAAGAUUUCUUUGAAAGUGGACAAUCAAUGGAAGAACUACAGAAGAAAUAUCCAAAAUGGUUCGGUACAUUCCCUUACGCUUACAUGAACGGUUCUCUCCACUUGGGUCACGCUUUCACAAUUAGUAAGAUUGAAUUCGCUGCUGGAUUUGAGAGAAUGAGGGGUAAGAAGGUUUUGUUCCCUGUUGGAUAUCAUGCCACUGGUAUGCCAAUCAAGGCCGCUUCUGAUAAAUUGAUAAGAGAGAUGGAGAUGUUCGGCGAAGAUUUCUCAGGAUACAAAGAAGAUGUAGAGGAAUCGAACGACAAUGCUAUUCCCGUCCCUACCACAACCGCCUUACCAGCCAAAUCAUUAGAAUCUACCGAUCCAUCCAAAGGUAAAAAAGGAAAACUCAACGCCAAGUCAACUGGAUUGACAUAUCAAUUCCAGAUUUUAGAAUUGAUCGGUGUACCAAGGGAUGAAUUGAAGAAGUUUGCCGAUCCAUAUUACUGGUUGAACUAUUUCCCCCCUAUAGCGAAGCAGGAUUUAACUGGUUUGGGUGCAAGGGUAGAUUGGAGAAGACAAUUCUUGACCACCGAUGCGAACCCAUACUACGACUCUUUCGUCCGAUGGCAAAUGAACAAGCUUUACCAGCAAGGUAAAGUCAAGUUCGGUAAGCGAUAUACCAUCUACUCGCCCAAGGAUGGUCAGCCAUGUAUGGACCACGAUCGUCAAUCUGGAGAAGCGGUCAACCCCCAGGAAUACACCGCUGUGAAGAUGGAAGUUCUUGAGUGGGGACCUGAAGUAAGCAGUGAAGUCAAACAGGCCGUGGGUGGGAAGAAAGCAUGGAUGGUGGCUGCUACCCUUAGACCUGAGACCAUGUACGGUCAAACCAACUGUUUCGUCGGACCUAACCUCAAAUACGGUCUCUUCGAAUCAGCCCAUAACGAACUUUUCCUCAUUACCGAACGAGCCGCUAGAAAUAUGGCUUUCCAGGGCAUCUUUGAAGGCGAGAGUGGACGAGUCGCUAAAGUCGCAGAUGUUGUCGGAUCAGAAUUACUCGGUACCAAAGUCUCUCCACCUUUCGGUGUUGCUAAGGAAGUUUACGUUCUUCCUAUGGAGGGUGUGCUCGCUACCAAGGGUACCGGUGUUGUCACUUCCGUCCCAUCCGAUUCGCCCGAUGACUACCGUACUCUCAUGGAUUUGAGGAAGAAAGCGGAGAUGUACAAGAUCAAACCUGAAUGGGCAGCCAUUGAUCCUAUCCCCGUGCUGAAGACACCUAAAUACGGUGACAUGGCCGCCGAAUUCCUCUGUAACGAGCUCAAGAUCCAAUCUCAACGAGAUAAGGAGAAGCUUGCCGAAGCGAAAGAUCUCACUUACAAGGAAGGUUUCUACAACGGUGUUAUGGUCAUUGGUGAUUUCAAGGGUGAACCUGUAGCCGAUGCUAAACCCAAGGUUAGACAACAAAUGAUCGAUGCUGGACUUGCUACACCUUAUGCCGAACCUGAAAGCGAGGUCAUUUCUCGAUCAGCCGAUGUCUGUGUAGUCGCUUUGGUCGAUCAGUGGUACCUCGACUACGGAGAAGACAGUUGGAAAUCUUCUGCUUUCAAACUUCUCGGUCAAAUGAACACUUACCAAGCCGAGACCCGAAAUGGAUUCGAAGCUGUUCUCAACUGGCUCAACAAAUGGGCUUGUGCCAGAUCAUACGGUCUAGGUUCAAAACUCCCUUGGGAUCCCGUUUGGCUCGUCGAGUCUCUUUCGGACUCUACCAUUUAUAUGUCAUACUAUACCGUCGCCAACUUGCUCCACGAAGAUAUGUUCGGUAAGAAUCCUGGUCCUCUGGGUAUAAAAGCUGAACAGAUGACCGACGAAGUAUGGGAAUACGUACUUGGUUCUGGAGAAUUACCUGCCAACUCACCUGUCGAACCUGAAAAAGCGGCUCAAUUGAAAUAUCACUUCUCCUACUUCUACCCUCUCGACAUAAGAUCCUCUGGUAAAGACUUGAUACCUAAUCAUUUGACUUUCUGGAUUUACGUCCAUGCUGCGCUCUUCCCUGAAAAACAUUGGCCCAGAGCGGUACGGACCAACGGACAUUUGAUGCUUAACGGAAAGAAGAUGUCUAAGUCGACUGGAAACUUCUUGACUAUGAAGGAAGCUACAAAGAAAUACGGUGCGGAUGCUGCGAGAUUGACUCUUGCUGAUGCCGGUGAUGAUAUUACCGAUGCGAACUUUGAGGAGACUGUCGCCAACGCUGCCAUUCUUCGACUCCACACCGCCUGUCUGUGGGCUGAGGAGAUGAAGUCGAUCGAGUCGUCGCUCCGUACUGGCGAAUACAACGAAUUCGACCGAGGUUUCCAAGCUGAGAUGGAUGCCAUGAUUGAACGAGCUUACGAAGCUUUCGAUCAAAUGGAGUUCAAGACAGCUCUCAAAGCUGGUCUAUACGACUUUGAAAACUCUCGAAACUGGUACCGACUCAUCUCCGAUCCUGCCAAUGGUGGACAGGGCAUGCACCGAGAUUUGGUAUUCCAAUGGAUCCGAAAUAACACCUUGUUGAUCGCACCAUUCACUCCUCAUUAUUCCGAACAUAUUUGGAAGAAUGUUUUAGGUGAGACAUCCAAUAUCCAAUCGGCCCAAUUCCCGAAGAUAUCUGGACCGAUCGACAAAGGAAUACUGGAACAGAUGGAUUACAUGAAAGGUGUGGUCGACAGGCUUCGAGCUGCCGAAGCUACCCUGGGUAAGAAGAAGGGUAAAGGUAAAUCUACGACCACGUACGACUCCAAUAAACCUAAACAAACUAGGAUAUACGUUGCAUCGAAGUUCCCAGAAUGGCAGGAAAAGGCCAUCGAGUUGGUCAAACAGGCUUACGAUGGGAAGGACGUGGACGAUGCGAAGUUGAAGAGUGGGUUACAGGAGUCAGGUUUGUUGAAGGAUAAGAAGGUUAUGCCAUUUGCUCAGACCAUGAAGAGAAAAGUCAUAACCGAGGGAAUAUCAGCAGUCGAUCGAACUUUACCAUUUGACGAACUUCACACCCUCAAGAUCCUCGUACCGUAUAUUCAAGCUUCAGCGAAAUUCACUAAAGUCGAUGUUCUUUCCGUUACAGAAGCUCAAGAGAUCUUGGCCAAGGAACCUGAGAAGGAGAACUACGACUCGGUGAAGAUUGAGGCUGCUCAGCCUGGUAUUCCAGAGUCACAAUUCUGGAAUGAAUAG